AUGUUUAGGUCCAUUCUCCGUCCAAGAUCCAUAAACUGUGUCAGAUCGUUAGCCACAUCAGUUGAGGAGAAAGCUCCCAGACUCAAGAAAUUCCAAAUAUACAGAUGGAACCCGGAUACCCCAGAGGUUCAGCCCAAGAUGCAGACGUAUGAAGUUGACUUGAACAAGUGUGGUCCCAUGGUUUUGGAUGCAUUGUUGAAGAUCAAAAACGAAGAAGAUGCUACUUUGACGCUCAGAAGAUCAUGUCGUGAAGGUAUUUGCGGCUCGUGUGCCAUGAACAUUGGAGGCAGAAACACCUUGGCUUGUUUGUGCCGUAUAGAUCAGGAUACCUCGAAAGAGACCAAGGUCUACCCUUUACCACACAUGUUUGUUGUCAGAGACUUGGUGCCUGACUUGACCCACUUUUACAAGCAGUACAAAUCCAUCGAACCAUAUUUGCAAAGAGGCAGCCACCCCGCUGAUGGAAGAGAAAACUUGCAGAGUAUCGAAGACAGAGCCAAGUUGGAUGGAUUGUACGAGUGUAUUUUGUGUGCCUGCUGCUCGACUUCUUGUCCAUCCUACUGGUGGAAUCAACAACAAUACUUGGGCCCUGCAGUCUUGAUGCAGGCCUACAGAUGGUUGAUUGACUCCAGAGACGAGGCCACCGCCGAGAGAAAGGCAAUGUUGCAAAACUCGAUGUCCUUGUACAGAUGCCACACCAUCAUGAACUGUGCUAGAACUUGUCCAAAGGGAUUGAAUCCAGGAAAGGCCAUUGCUGAAAUUAAAAAGAUACUAGCAUUCGAUUAA
Molecule: messenger RNA, 786 nt
Organism: Lodderomyces beijingensis
Lineage: Eukaryota; Fungi; Ascomycota; Pichiomycetes; Serinales; Debaryomycetaceae
Source: the annotation of a GenBank genome assembly